CUAUAGUAAUUUACACAUUAUACGAACUCCUACUUCACUAUUGCAUAUAUUUUAUAGUCGAUACAUAAAUUACACCGAAUUGGAUAAAUUCACCUCCUAAAUUAUACUAGAAAAAAGAAUAAGAGGCAGCAUUUGUUCGAUCAAUAAAGAAAGAGGGGAUAAUAUGCGCCUCAUUCUUUUCUGCAGUCACAUAGGUUCUGAACGUUGCACCGGCAUGAUCUGUCUCGAAGCGCAGUAUUUUAAUCUGAAUAGAAUUCUUUUGCAAAGUACUGCACUAUGGCCGUUUCAACAAUCAAAACUAGUUCAACUUCACUUUAUUAUAAACUGGACAGUUCUCAUGGUUGCUAUUAUCUGCCAGAUAACUACAUUUUCUACAUCACAAUUCACACCCAAAUUUUUUCUUAAAGUUUUCUCCGGUGUACUCUUUUUAAUUGUUUUAGUGGUGCAUUACAGUUCAUUUCGAUUUAACAUCACAAUCCUAAAGGAUUUGAUGGGACAACUUCACUGUGCAUGCACCAAACUAAGAGAUAAAAAUGAAAUCGCUAUAAUACAAAAGUAUGGCAGGAACGCAAAACGUUAUACAGCUGCACUUCUUGUUGUCUUCUUCAUUCUGGAAUCUAUUUUUUGGGCAAGUCAAAUCAUAAUACCUUAUCUCGAUGACGUUACGCCUAUAAACGGAUGCCGACCACAUCGAUUACAAAUAGCGGUCGAAUACUUUAUUGAUCAACAAAAAUAUUACUAUGUAAUUCUACUUCACAUGAAUGCAGCCAUAUUUAUUGGAGUACUUACAUUCCUAGCGAUGGGAACACUGAUGAUUGCAUAUCUCCAACAUACAUGCGGAAUGUUCACAAUUGCUUGUUAUCGUAUUGAACACGCAAUGGAGAUUAAUAUAUUAAAAAAUAUUAGCUUAAAUAAUGAAUUUUCGAUAUCCAAGAAAAUAGUUAACGCCGUAAAUAUUCAUCGAGAAGCCAUGAAAUUGAGUGAGGAUUUGAUAACCAGGUUUGACACAAUGUACUUUUGUUUAACAGUGCUCGUGGUGAUUACAAUGAGUCUGAAUCUUUUUCAAAUUUUUCAGAUUUUAACAUCUGAAGAAAAUAUAAUCGAAGCUACAGUUCCUACUGUAACUGUACUCGUUCUAAUUCUAUACGUGUUUUUCGCCAAUUUCUUUGGACAAAAUGUAAUAGAUCACAAUAAUGAAGUAUAUGCUGCUGCGUACAACAUUCGAUGGUACAUGUGUCCUCUUCGUAUACAAAGAUUGAUACUGCUACUUUUGCAACGGAAGGCUAGAGAAUUUCAAUUAACUUGUGGAGGAUUGUUCGUAGCAUCGUUCGAGUGUUUCGCAACGUUAGCAAAAGCAACGAUGUCUUACUUUACUGUCAUGCAUUCCGCACGAUAAUAAAAUUAAAAUAUAUCACAGAAGAUAGGUAUAACAUAUUUGUAAAAAGUAUAAUAUGUUUCAUAUUUAAUAGACUAAAAGAUUAUAACUUUGAAUAUAAAUAAAAUAUCUAAGUCUUCUCUACUCUAAAGUCAUAAAAAAAUUAUAGAUAAUUACAAUAAAAUUAUACAAAGUAAAAUAUUACUGUGUUAUAUGUUUAGUACUUAAAUCAAAACUGCACGUUAUAUUAGUUCUAUUAUGAUUCAAUAGCAAAUCACGAAUUUAAUGCGUUUCAUUUUUUUUAAAGUAAUAAUACAUAUGCUGGUUAAAUAUUAUUAAUAUACAA
This is a messenger RNA of Ooceraea biroi (clonal raider ant), 1721 nucleotides long. RefSeq lists its product as uncharacterized. Gene Ontology annotation, molecular function: olfactory receptor activity; odorant binding. The record is from RefSeq and is a predicted model, not a curated record. Gene Ontology annotation, cellular component: plasma membrane. Lineage: Eukaryota; Metazoa; Arthropoda; Insecta; Hymenoptera; Formicidae. Gene Ontology annotation, biological process: sensory perception of smell; detection of chemical stimulus involved in sensory perception of smell.